AUGCAGUCCACAAGCCCACUGAAAUGGUCCACGUGGAAUGUGCCCGACGCACGGGACUCAGCAGAGUCCACAUCCCCUCUCCACUUCUGCGAUCCUGUCCGGGACAGAAGGUGUCCCUUGAUGAGCAGGACCGGCCAGUUGCUCUUGCCGGGACCUUCACCCAGAGUCAAAGACAGUCCACAAUCCAACAAAAUGGUUCACUUGGAUGUGUCUGAUGCAUGGGACUCAACAGAGUCUACAUCCACACUCAACUUCCGUGAUUCUGUCCAGGAUCAAAAGGUGUCCCUAGAUGAGCAGUACCAGUCAGUUGCUCUGCCAGGAGCUUCACCCAAAGAGUCAGACCUCCUGUUUCUCCAGGAAGACCUGCACAAAAAUGUGGAGGAACCACUGGAGUUUAUCUCAGAAAAUGAAUCGUGUAUACCACUGGGGAGAUUUGACAAGUAUGCUGCAAGUAAGGACAUAUUUGAGAGAGAAAUGGCUGCCAGGAGUUUAAUGGAUACAUUGAGGGCAGUAUCUGCCAGUGAAAGUGCUUGUAUUUCUGUUUUGGAAAGAAUUAGUAGUUUAGCUGAGGAUCCAGAACCAAUUGUGAGAGCAGAGCUAAUGGAACAGGUGCCUCACAUUGCAUUAUUUUUUCAAGAAAACUGGCCUUCCGUAUCCUAUGCUUUUUCAAAUUUCUUACUACCUAUUGUGACUAGAUAUCUCACAGAUGAGAAUCAUGAGGUAUGGAAAAUAAGUCAAGAAUCUUUGCUGGCUCUGCUGAAGCAGGAACUGAUUGAGGCAUUUGACUUGAAGACACAAGUAUGCCCUGUGCUCCUAGAGCUGACUGCCCCAGACAGGGAUGAAUAUAUAAAAGCAAAAACUUUGGCUACAAUGUGCAAAGUGGCUCCUAUGGUUGGCAAGGAUAUUACAGAAUGCCUCAUCCUCCCUAGGUUUUGUGAUAUGUGCUAUGAUUGGAGAAAUCUUCAUAUUCGAAAGAUCUGUGUUAACUAUUUUAGUGAUAUUUGCAGUGUAGUGGGUCAGCAAGUUACUGAGGAAAUGUUGAUUCCAUGUUUUGUUCAGUUAUGUUCUGAUAAGGAAUGGAGAAUCAGAAAGGCUUGUGUUAAGUGCUUUGUGAAAGUUUCAUAUGCAACCAGUCUUGAAAUCCGAUGGUCCAAACUAUCAGCCCUAUUUAUCAACUUGAUCAGUGAUUGCUCAUUGUCAGUUUGCCAAAAAGCAUUUAAGUCUCUGGGACUUUUCAUAUGUUCUUUUGCUAAUCCAUCUUGUUCAGGUCACCAUUUUAAAGCAGAAAUCAAAAGUUCACAAGACUUGCCAGAAGAUAAAAAUAGGAUCAGAGAUCAAAAAGUCUCUGAGGAGGUAAGGAGGUCUGAAGUGCAAGAUGUUGUACCCCAGGCUUUAUUAGAUCAGUACUUCACAAUGACUGAUCCCUAUCUCAUAAAAACCAUUGAUACCAAAAUUGUUAAGCAUUGUGCAUACAGUUUCCCAGGUGUUGCUCUGACUCUGGGUCAGAAAUAUUGGCACUGUCUCAAAGAAUUGUAUGAGUCUCUGGUGUCAGAUGAAGAUUGGGAGGUUCGAAGAACUUUAUUCUCCAUCCAUGAACUUGCACUUAUCCUUGGAGAACAGUUGACAUCUACAGACCUGGUUCCAAUUUUUAAUGGAUUUUUAAACAACAUUGAUCAGGUCAGGUUAGGUAUUCUUUUACACUUACAUGAUUUUCUGAAGAGUCUUCCUAUUGACAAAAGAAGAGAAUAUCUUUAUCGACUUCAGGAGUUUUUAGUGACAGAUAACAAUAUAAAUUGGAGAACUCGAAAUGAUCUGUCUGAGCAACUGAUUUUACUUCUAGAAUUAUAUAGUCCCAGAGAUGUUUAUGACUAUUUACGUCCCAUUGCCAUGAAUCUCUGUAGAGACAAAGUGUCUUCUGUUCGUUGGGUUUCCUACAAGCUGGUCAGCAAGAUGCUGAAGAAGUUGCACAUGGAGACACCCGAGACCUUUGGAGUAAGUCUCAUCAAUGAGCUGGUGGAGGAUUUUUGCAAGUGCACCAAGUGGUCUGGUCGGCAAUCCUUUGUCUACAUCUGUGACAUUAUCAUUGAAAAUGAUUGCCUCCCAAUGGACAGGUUUUCUACCCAUCUAAUGCCACAACUGCUGACCUUGGUGAAUGACAGAGUUCCAACUAUUAGAAUGGCACUUGCAAAAACAUUAACACAAACUCUCCUAGAAAAAGAAUGUUUCUUAGCCUCUACCCGUUAUCAUCAAGAUGCUGUAGAGCUUACCAUCAUGACACUUCAGAUGGACCAAGACCACACUGUCAAGUAUUUUGCAAGCAAACAUCCUGCCAGUACCAAAAUCGCUGAAGAUGCCAUGAGCGUACCUUCCUUGACCUACUAG
Castor canadensis (American beaver) is the source of this 2382-nucleotide messenger RNA. NCBI's taxonomy places the organism in Eukaryota, Metazoa, Chordata, Mammalia, Rodentia, Castoridae. The record is from RefSeq and is a predicted model, not a curated record.